Pseudophryne corroboree (corroboree frog) is the source of this 2748-nucleotide messenger RNA. RefSeq names its product extracellular calcium-sensing receptor-like. The record is from RefSeq and is a predicted model, not a curated record. NCBI's taxonomy places the organism in Eukaryota, Metazoa, Chordata, Amphibia, Anura, Myobatrachidae. Gene Ontology annotation, molecular function: G protein-coupled receptor activity. The transcript is spliced from 9 exons. Gene Ontology annotation, biological process: G protein-coupled receptor signaling pathway. Gene Ontology annotation, cellular component: plasma membrane. The coding region runs from base 1 to 2748 and encodes 915 amino acids.
AUGCUGUGCGUGUCACUCUGCAGACCUGUUAUCCAGCACCCGGUACCCGGAUGUCACCUGCAACUAAGAGAAUCAUAUGAAGACUAUGAAUAUUUUCAAGACGGAGACAUCGUAAUUGGAGGAGUGUUCACCGUCAACCAGUUCAUGGUAGAAAUUCCACGAAACAAGAUAGCCAGACUUAUGAUGUGUAUAAAACCUUUACCUCAAUUUUACAAGAAUUUACUGACUUUUCAGUUCGCCAUUGAGCAACUGAACAAUGAUUCUUUAAUAUUACCGAAUCUCACAGUUGGAUAUCAUGCAUAUGACUCAUGUUCUGAUGGGAAUAAGGCGAUAAAAAGUGUAUUACAGAUAUUAUCAGGACCAGGACGUACGGUGCCUAAUUAUUCCUGUACAGAGCGGAGCAAAGUCAUUGGUUUUAUUGGCGAUCACCAUUCAAUAACAACUCUGCCAAUUGCCCAACUGUUAGCCGUAUAUCGGUAUUCACAGAUCAGCUACGGUGCAACAAAGUCUGUUUUAAGUGACAGACGUUUGUAUCCAACUUUUUUUAAAACUCUUCAAAAUGAUGGCAUUAUUUAUGCAUCAGUUUCUAAAGUUCUAGCAUAUUUUGGGUGGACGUGGAUUGGAAUAUUAGCCUCCAAUGAUGACAGCAGCGUCACAGAAGCUGCACUGCUGACAGAUUAUUUAACCAAAAAAGACAUCUGUGUCGCUUUCACCAUAAAAAUGAAUUUUGAUCUAAACAAUAAUAAAGGAUGUAUAACUAAAAAAUCUAUGGAAAUAAUUAGAAAUUCAACUGCCAAUGUGAUAGUUUUUUGUGGGACAUUUUCUCAGAUAUUCAUAAAAUGUCUAUCAGAAAUGCAAGACUCUCUCAGUGAUAGGACAAUAGUCCUGAAUCCUAAUUGGGCGAGUAACAAAUAUCUCUUUGAUCUUUUUGCCAAUCUACAUCACUAUUUGAAUAAGGUCACAUUUCAAUUUCAAGCUGGAUCACCUAUAGGUUUUAAUGAAAAUGGAGAAUUUGUCACUCCAUAUGGUAUUGUAAAUUGGAUAACAACAGGAACAUGGAAAGCGACAGUUAAACUUCUUGGUGUUCUACAUCCAUCAGCUAACGAAGAUCAGAAGCUUUGGCUCAAUGAAAGUGCAAUAACAUGGAAGAGCGGCGGACAUCAGAUUCCAGACUCUCGAUGCUCAAUAAUGUGUUUGCCUGGGAACAGAAAGAUCCCAAGACCCGGUUCAAAGCCCUGCUGCUGUGACUGUGUCCCAUGCUCUGAGGGAGAAAUAUCCAAUACAACUGACAGUGAAAAUUGCCAAAAGUGCCAGGAUGAUGAGUGGCCGAACGUAAAGAGGGAUUUGUGCGUUCCUAGAAAUGAAGACUUUCUGUCCUACACAAGUGAUUGGAUCUCUGCAGUAUUUAUUUCUGUCUCAGUUUUCUGCUUCUUUAUCACCCAUCUAAUAUUGGGGAUAUUUAUCUCACAUCGGCAUACACCUAUAGUAAAAGCUAAUAACAAGACCCUCAGCUUCCUUCUCCUAGUCUCCAUCAUGCUGAGUUUCCUCUGUGUCUUCCUGUUCCUUGGCCGUCCUGUGGAUGUAACCUGCAUGCUGCGUCAGGUCUCCUUUGGAAUCCUCUUCUCAGUAGCUGUCUCGUCUGUGUUGGCCAAAACUAUAAUGGUUUGCAUCGCUUUCACAGCCACCAAACCUGGCAGUGUGUGGAGACAAUGGAUGGGAGUGACACUGCCCAAUUGUGUUGUCUUUAUUUGUUCAUCUGUCCAAGUUAUAAUCUCUAUUAUUUGGUUGUCACUCUCUGCCCCCUUCCAGGAGCUGGACACACACUCCUAUCAGGGAAAGAUCAUCAUUCAGUGUAAUGAAGGCUCUGUGAUUGGGUUCUACUCAAUCCUGGGAUACAUGGGAAUUCUGGCUGCUGUGAGCUUUGUUACAGCAUUUGUAGCACGGACAUUACCGGACAGCUUUAAUGAGGCCAAGUACAUCACCUUCAGCAUGCUGGUGUUCUGCAGUGUCUGGGUUGCCAUGAUCCCGGCAUAUCUGAGCACCAAAGGGAAAUACAUGGUGGCUGUGGAGAUCUUUUCCAUACUGACCUCAAACGCUGGACUUUUAGUCUGUAUAUUUCUUCCCAAAUGUUAUAUUAUUUUAUGCAGGCCUGAACUGAAUACAAAAAUGUAUUUGCUUCAAAACAGAAAUAGACCUUUACCUCAAUUUUACAAGAAUUUACUGACUUUUCAGUUCGCCAUUGAGCAACUGAACCAUGAUUCUUUAAUAUUACCGAAUCUCACAGUUGGAUAUCAUGCAUAUGACUCAUGUUCUGAUGGGAAUAAGGCGAUAAAAAGUGUAUUACAGAUAUUAUCAGGACCAGGACGUACGGUGCCUAAUUACUCCUGCACAGAGCGGGGCAAAGUCAUUGGUUUUAUUGGCGAUCACCAUUCAAUAACAACUCUGCCAAUUGCCCAACUGUUAGUCGUAUAUCAGUAUUUACAGAGAACUAGAAGGAACUUGAAGAAGCAAUUGAUGGUAACCAAUGGCAAUCGGUACUUGAGACGUUUGAAGAACAAGAAGAUUCUUGAAGAAGCAAUCAAUGAACAUGUUGAGCAUGUCAUGUUAUAUGGACAGUUCACACUUACCUUUAAAGAUAUCUCAUUGUUGGUUGACUAUAAAGACAGUUCACUUACUUGGGCUGGAGACCUUCCAGUGCUCAGUAAUUCAUCCAGUGGGGAUAACAAAAUCUUUAUCCAAGAAAAAUGA